Podarcis lilfordi (Lilford's wall lizard) is the source of this 3099-nucleotide messenger RNA. NCBI's taxonomy places the organism in Eukaryota, Metazoa, Chordata, Lepidosauria, Squamata, Lacertidae. The record is from the annotation of a GenBank genome assembly.
AUGGACCUGAGGGAUUUUUACCUGUUGGCUGCCCUGAUUGCCUGUUUAAGGCUGGAUUCUGCUGUGGCUCAAGAACUUAUUUACACCAUCCGAGAGGAGCUACCGGAAAACGUCCCCAUCGGGAACAUACCAAAGGAUCUGAACAUUUCUCACAUCAAUGCCGCCACAGGAACCAGCGCUAGUCUUGUCUACAGACUGGUCUCCAAAGCAGGAGAUGCCCCUUUGGUGAAAGUGUCCAGCACCACAGGGGAGAUCUUUACCACCUCCAACAGAAUCGACAGAGAGAGACUCUGUGCAGGAGCUGCCUAUGCUGAAGAGAAUGAGUGCUUCUUUGAGCUGGAGGUGGUGAUUCUCCCAAACGACUUCUUUCGGCUGAUCAAGAUCAAAAUAAUUGUGAAGGAUACCAAUGACAAUGCCCCCAUGUUUCCCUCCCCUGUCAUCAACAUCUCCAUACCUGAAAACACUCUGAUCAACAGCCGCUUUCCGAUCCCGUCGGCCACAGACCCCGACACUGGUUUCAAUGGAGUGCAACACUAUGAACUUUUGAAUGGGCAAAGUGUCUUUGGGCUGGAUAUCGUGGAAACUCCAGAAGGGGAGAAGUGGCCUCAGCUGAUUGUGCAGCAGAACUUGGACAGGGAGCACAAAGAUACCUAUGUGAUGAAAAUCAAAGUCGAGGAUGGAGGAACCCCCCAGAAAUCCAGCACAGCUAUCCUCCAGGUCACAGUAAGUGAUGUCAAUGACAACAGGCCGGUUUUUAAAGAGAGUCAGGUGGAGGUUCACAUACCAGAGAAUGCCCCUGUAGGUACCUCGGUCAUUCAGCUGCAUGCCACAGACGCAGAUAUAGGAAGCAAUGCGGAAAUCAGAUAUAUUUUUGGGGCCCAGGUUGCUCCUGCAACUAAAAGACUCUUUGCUUUAAACAACACAACUGGGCUGGUGACAGUUCAGAGGGCCUUAGACCGAGAGGAAACUGCCAUCCACAAGGUGACGGUGCUGGCCAGUGAUGGUAGCUCUACACCUGCCCGGGCAACUGUUUCCAUCAAUGUGACUGAUGUUAACGAUAACCCCCCUAACAUAGACCUCAGGUACAUUAUAAGUCCCAUCAAUGGCACAGUGUACUUAUCUGAGAAAGACCCCAUCAAUACCAAGAUUGCCCUAAUUACGGUCUCAGAUAAGGAUACUGAUGUGAAUGGCAAAGUGAUCUGUUUCAUUGAGAGAGAAGUGCCAUUCCACUUGAAGGCUGUUUAUGACAACCAGUACUUGUUAGAGACCUCUUCCUUGCUGGACUAUGAGGGCACCAAAGAAUUCAGCUUUAAAAUAGUUGCCUCCGAUUCUGGCAAGCCCAGUUUGAACCAGACCGCCCUAGUAAGAGUUAAGCUGGAAGAUGAAAAUGACAACCCUCCAAUUUUCAGCCAGCCUGUAAUUGAGCUGUCCGUUUCCGAAAACAACCGCCGUGGUCUGUACUUAACAACUAUUAGUGCCACAGAUGAGGACAGUGGGAAAAAUGCAGACAUUGUUUAUCAGCUUGGCCCCAACGCCUCCUUUUUUGAUUUGGAUCGAAAGACAGGGGUUUUGACAGCUUCCAGAGUCUUUGACAGAGAAGAGCAGGAGAGGUUCAUUUUUACUGUUACGGCCCGAGACAAUGGCACCCCUCCCCUGCAAAGUCAAGCUGCUGUAAUCGUUACAGUAUUGGACGAGAACGACAACAGUCCCAAAUUUACUCAUAACCAUUUUCAGUUUUUUGUGUCGGAGAACUUACCAAAGUAUAGCACCGUAGGAGUGAUCACAGUGACUGAUGCAGAUGCAGGAGAAAAUAAAGCUGUCACUCUUUCCAUCCUGAAUGACAAUGAGAACUUUGUUCUGGAUCCUUACUCUGGAGUUAUAAAGUCCAACGUUUCUUUUGACCGAGAGCAGCAGAGUUCCUACACCUUUGACGUCAAGGCCAUCGAUGGAGGACAACCGCCUCGUUCUUCCACCGCAAAAGUCACUAUAAAUGUCAUGGAUGUUAAUGACAACAGCCCUGUGGUCAUCUACCCACCUUCAAAUACUUCUUUUAAGCUGGUGCCUCUCUCUGCUAUCCCUGGCUCUGUUGUGGCCGAAGUGUUUGCUGUUGACAUUGACACGGGAAUGAACGCUGAGCUGAAAUAUACAAUCGUAAGUGGAAACAACAAAGGUUUGUUCCGUAUUGAUCCGGUGACGGGUAACAUUACCCUGGAAGAAAAACCUACUCCUACUGAUGUAGGGCUGCAUCGAUUAGUGGUCAAUAUCAGUGACCUGGGUUAUCCUAAAUCUCUGCAUACCCUUGUCCUUGUGUUUUUGUACGUCAACGACACGGCUGGAAACGCCUCUUAUAUUUAUGACUUGAUCCGCAGGACUAUGGAAACACCUUUGGACAGGAACAUCGGGGACAGCAGCCAGCCUUAUCAAAACGAGGACUACCUUACCAUCAUGAUUGCUAUUGUGGCAGGUGCCAUGGUGGUCAUUGUGGUGAUCUUUGUCACUGUUCUGGUCCGCUGCCGCCACGCCUCCCGCUUCAAAGCUGCCCAAAGGAGCAAGCAAGGGGCCGAGUGGAUGUCUCCCAAUCAGGAGAACAAACAGAACAAGAAAAAGAAGCGGAAGAAAAGGAAGUCUCCCAAGAGUUCCCUGUUGAAUUUUGUUACCAUUGAGGAAUCCAAACCGGAGGAUGCCGUUCAUGAACCUAUCAAUGGGACCAUUAGCCUUCCAGCUGAGCUGGAGGAGCAAAGUAUAGGAAGAUUUGACUGGGGCACGGCUCCACCCACCACCUUUAAGCCUAACAGCCCUGAUCUUGCUAAGCAUUACAAAUCUGCCUCUCCACAGUCCGCUUUCCAUCUCAAGCCUGACACUCCCGUCUCGGUGAAAAAGCACCACGUGAUUCAGGAACUCCCUUUGGACAACACCUUUGUUGGGGGUUGUGAUACCCUUUCCAAACGCUCUUCCACUAGUUCAGAUCACUUCAGUGCCUCAGAGUGCAGUUCCCAAGGAGGCUUCAAGACAAAGGGCCCCUUGCACACCAGACAGGUAAACGAGCACUUUUACUGGUCUAUAAGUACUGCAUACAAGUGCCCACCCAACCAGUACUAA